AUGGCAUCCGUAUCUUCUAGCGUAGCCGAACUGGCUCCUGGUGGCAGACAAACAAACACCACCGAGUCUACCAGCUCCAAGAAGCCCCAUCUUGUCUUCGCUGCUACCCCUGUUGAUGGGCACACAAAUCCCCUUAUUAGAAUCGCAGAAGACCUCGUCCACCGUGGCUUUGAGGUCACCUUUAUUGGCGGUGACCAAUUCGAAAGCACAAUCACAGGCAUUGGCGCAAGGCAUGUUACCGUUGGACCUCUACUCAACGCCAAGCUGAUGGCGGAGCGUGAGGCUGUUCCUCCUGGUGUUCCUCGGUUGCUCUAUGAUAUCAGACAUAUCUUUACUAUGCAGACUCCUGACCGUUGGAGGAUUCUUAAGGGAGUUCUCGAAGGCAUUCGGGCAAAGGAUCCGCAUCGCGAGGUGGUGGUCAUGCCGGAGACUUGCUUCAUGGGCGCCAACCCUAUCUCUCUUGGGGCACCUCUCCCCAAGGGUUAUACCACCAGACCCAGGGUGGUCAACUUGCAUCCUAUUCCUUACAUGGCUACCAGUAUCGACACUGGACCUUUUGGCCCUGGUCUGCCCCCCGAUUCGACCGAAUCUGGCCGCGCACGAAACCAGGUUAUAAACCAGAUGAUGGUUGGCGGUCCCUUUGCCGAGGUUAUUGCUCAUCAGGAAGAAGUCCUCAAGGAGCUUGGUGCUACUGAGAUUCUUGAGCCUCAGAUUCCUUUCCAUCACUGGAUGCUUAUGCACGACAUGACACUUCAGUUAUGUCCUCCCAGUCUCGAGUAUCCCCGAUCUGACAUGCCUUCCAAUGUCAAGUUCGCAGGCUGCGCGACACCGAAGCCUACCCCCGCCGACUUUGUCUAUCCUUCUUGGUGGGAUGAUGUGAAGCGAGGAGAUCGCCGUAUCGUCGCCGUGACGCAGGGAACUAUUGCUCGUGAUGCCACCAAUCUCAUCAUCCCCACUAUUGAAGCCCUCUCCCAUCGCGAUGAUCUUCUCGUUGUAGCUAUCCUCGGCCAAAGAAACGCUUUUCUCCCCGACAACGUCACCAUCCCCUCCAACACCCGGGUCAUCGACUACCUCCCCUACGAUAUCCUUCUACCUCACACUUCAGUAUUUGUUAUGAAUGCUGGCUACGGCGGCUUCCUCCAUGGAGUGACGAACGGCGUUCCUUUGGUGCUUGCAGGCGAGACCGAAGACAAGCCUGAGAUUGCGAUGCGCGGAGAAUGGAGCGGUGUUGCGGUGAACCUGAGAACAGGCCGUCCUACUCCUGAUCUGGUGAGGGCAGGUGUUGAGCGUGUUCUGGAAGACGACAGCUUCAAGAAGAGAGUUAUGGACGUCAAAGCAGAGAACGAGGCUAUGAAGUACUUUGACUUUAUAGAGAAGCAGAUUCUCUCUAUUGGAGAUUUGGAAGCGUGA
Fusarium sp. VM40 is the source of this 1410-nucleotide messenger RNA. The record is from the annotation of a GenBank genome assembly. Lineage: Eukaryota; Fungi; Ascomycota; Sordariomycetes; Hypocreales; Nectriaceae.